Messenger RNA from Chaetomium fimeti, 1109 nucleotides. RefSeq lists its product as uncharacterized. Gene Ontology annotation, molecular function: nucleic acid binding. Bases 279 to 1076 code for a protein of 265 amino acids. The record is from RefSeq and is a predicted model, not a curated record. Lineage: Eukaryota; Fungi; Ascomycota; Sordariomycetes; Sordariales; Chaetomiaceae. The transcript has a single exon.
AAGACAGCAAGGGAUUUCGACAAAAUAGAGGGAAGAAUAAGUUUCAAAGAAAAGCAUCAGGUAAGGCUCAUAGCCAUCCAAAACUGCUAAUUCAGGGCAGAGCUUCAAACGGUACAGUUGCUAAUACCUCUGGUUCCAACACCCAAACCUUGCAGGACACCAAGCACUCUAGUUAUCGCUAGGACAGCUGAGCCGUCGACAAGGUCAAGUAUCGGUAAGGCACUAUUGGAAGUUUCAAGUGUUGACCGUCUAGUACAUACCAGCCCAAGCCUGCCACCAUGGACCCCUCGCAGCGUGAGCGAUUCACCGGACGGAUCUAUGUCAAGCACAACCGCGACCACGCCGUAGCGUUCGCCGACAUGGCCGCCUCCCAAGGGUCCACGGACGAAUACACCAUCCUCAACCUCUUCUGCGACGGCUCCAUGGACGUCACCGACACCAACCGCGGCGGCAUCUCGGUCGUCUAUCAACCCCCGGCCCCCGGGCGCGGCGGUUCCCACCGGGACCUCGUCGGCGCGGCCUGGCCCGUCAACCCGGUCUACGACUGCGCGCUGGGCGAGCUCCUCGCCGUCUCGGAAGCGCUCACCACCGCGCUGCACCAAAUCUCCGAGCUCGACAGCACCACCACCACCACCCACCACCGCAGCGGCAAACCAACGCUCGUCCGCAUCUUCAACGACAACAUGUUCAACAUCGAGUACCUCGCCGCCGCCACGCCCCGGCAGCUCGCGCCCCACCUGCUCACCCUGGCCGAGCCGGUCCUCGCCCUCAUCGCCGUGCAGUCGUGGGCGCUCCAGAACAUGCGCCCCGGGAUCCAGCUGGAACUGCACUGGAUGCCGGGCCACUUCCACCGCGUCCGGGCGCACUGCUGGGCCGACGAGCUGGCGAAAGGGGCGCGCGCCUCCGGCUGGGCGUUCGAUUCGACCCGGAAGGGGAGCCCCUGGUUCCGCGGGGCCGAGUCGGAGUCGUGUGUGGUGCCGUUUUUGAGGGAGGAGCUGGAUCUGGCGGCGGCGAAGAGCGGUAGGUGUGGGGGUAUGGUGGUGCAGGCUGGUAGGGUGCCCGUGGAGGUGUACUAAUUAGGGGUGUGUUGGGUGUGUGCUGUGUUGAUG